AGUGGGGAGCCCGGGAGAGAACCCAGCUUGCUUGGGUCUUGGGGGAGGCGGUGGUGGCUCUGGAGAAGGAAGAGGAGUGGGGCGGGAGGAGGCAGCGGCGGCGAUCCCGCCAGGGUGAUGGUACAGGUGCCCGGGCCCGGCGCGGAGCUGCCGCGCUGAAGGACGACGGGUCCGGAGUCCGCAGCGCCGCCGCGUCGCUCCCGGGGACGGGCGAGCGGGCGGGAAGAUGCUGAGCAGGUUGAUGAGCGGCAGCAGCAGGAGUCUGGAGCGCGAGUACAGCUGCACCGUGCGGCUGCUGGACGACAGCGAGUACACCUGCACCAUCCAGAGAGAUGCCAAAGGCCAGUACCUGUUUGACCUCCUUUGCCACCACCUGAACCUACUUGAGAAAGACUACUUUGGGAUUCGUUUUGUGGACCCAGAUAAGCAGCGGCAUUGGUUGGAGUUUACAAAGUCAGUGGUGAAGCAACUGAGAUCCCAGCCUCCGUUUACCAUGUGCUUCCGGGUGAAGUUCUACCCUGCGGACCCUGCUGCUCUGAAGGAAGAGAUAACCAGGUACUUAGUCUUCCUGCAGAUCAAAAGGGAUCUCUACCAUGGCCGUCUCCUCUGUAAGACAUCGGAUGCCGCCUUGUUAGCAGCCUAUAUCCUUCAAGCGGAGAUUGGGGAUUACGACCCAGGAAAGCACCCUGAGGGCUACAGCUCCAAGUUCCAAUUUUUCCCAAAGCAUUCAGAGAAACUGGAAAAGAAAAUCGCUGAGAUUCACAAGACUGAACUCAGUGGUCAAACACCAGCAACAUCAGAGCUGAAUUUCUUGAGAAAGGCACAGACAUUAGAGACCUAUGGAGUGGACCCUCACCCGUGUAAGGACGUGUCUGGAAAUGCUGCGUUUCUGGCCUUCACUCCUUUCGGGUUUGUUGUUCUUCAAGGAAACAAGAGGGUCCACUUCAUUAAGUGGAAUGAGGUGACCAAACUGAAAUUUGAAGGAAAGACUUUCUAUUUAUAUGUAAGUCAGAAAGAGGAAAAGAAAAUUAUUCUCACGUAUUUUGCUCCAACUCCAGAAGCCUGCAAGCACCUCUGGAAAUGUGGAAUUGAGAAUCAAGCCUUCUACAAGCUGGAGAAGUCAAGCCAAGUUCGCACAGUGUCCAGCAGCAAUCUGUUCUUCAAAGGGAGCCGGUUCCGAUACAGUGGCCGGGUUGCAAAGGAAGUCAUGGAGUCAAGUGCCAAGAUCAAACGGGAGCCACCAGAAAUCCAUAGAGCAGGGAUGGUUCCCAGCCGCAGCUGUCCCUCCAUAACCCACGGCCCACGGCUGAGCAGUGUCCCCAGGACACGAAGAAGAGCUGUCCACAUCUCCAUCAUGGAAGGCCUGGAGUCCCUACGAGACAGUGCCCAUUCCACACCAGUGCGGUCCUCUUCCCAUGGGGACACCUUCCUGCCUCACGUGAGGAGCAGCCGGGCAGACAGCAAUGAGCGUGUAGCUGUGAUUGCAGAUGAGGCCUACAGCCCCGCAGACAGCGUGCUACCCACCCCUGUAGCCGAGCACAGCCUGGAGCUGAUGCUGCUUUCCCGGCAGAUCAAUGGAGCCACGUGCAGCAUUGAGGAGGAGAAGGAGUCUGAGGCCAGCACCCCAACUGCAGCAGAGGUGGAGGCCCUUGGAGGAGAGCUGAGGGCCCUGUGUCAGGGGCACGGCGGGCCAGAGCAAGAACAGGUGAAUAAGUUUGUUUUAAGUGUCCUCCGUUUGCUCCUUGUGACCAUGGGGCUCCUCUUUGUUUUGCUCCUCCUCCUGAUCAUCCUCACUGAGUCUGACCUUGACAUUGCCUUUUUCCGAGAUAUCCGCCAGACCCCUGAGUUUGAACAAUUCCACUAUCAAUACUUUUGUCCCCUCAGGCGAUGGUUUGCCUGCAAAAUCCGCUCAGUGGUGAGCCUGCUCAUUGACACCUGAGAAGGCAUGACUCCUCCCAAUAACUAGUCAGGUGGACCAUGGAACCCGGCUACCCAGUCCCAGCAAUGGGACCCAUCGCGGAACCAUCGGCACACGCCAAGUCCUCCUCUCAUGACUCAAAGCCCACUGCAGCCUAGGAGGGUUGUUUCCCAGAAGAAGAAAGAGACAUAGGCUAAAGCCCUGUAAAGAAACUGGGAAAACUCAAUUUCUUCAGAGGCUCUUGCAAGAAAAGGCUCAGCAACUCUUAUGUUUCUCAUCCUUCAAUAUGCAGGAAAAUUUUUGGGUUCGAACUUUAAUUUUUCAUAGAUGUGUAUUAUUUUGAAAGUAUCCAAAUAAAAAUAAUUUAUUUUACUAUACUGAUUAUUGCGGUAGUGUCGCCUGGUAGACGGGACACUAGCUGAAGACAGCUGUCGCCCUCUGUACCCUGCAGCCUUCUCACUGGUCCCACUGGGUUCGGGAGACCCAGCGAGGCAGGCCAGGGUUGUGGACAGCCAGGAUCGCUGAGGUUUAUUUGCCAGACAGAAGGGUUAACAAAGUAAACACCUGUGCAGAAUAAUUAAACUAGAAAGUUGCUUCUUACGAUGGUCUGAGUUGAAUUUUCUUUUCCUUUUGUUUUCCCACAUCUGAGCAGAGUGGGCAUCUGAAGGGACCGCCGCUACAGCAGCAGCAGCAGCAGGGGUGGGGUAAGUCUGUCCCCUUAGACUAGAGCCUAGUGGACAUCACUCAGUUUUAUUUCAUGAUUUUUUUUUCCCCUGAAGAACCUCCAGACUCUUCUAGCGCUUCUGGGUGUUGAACGAAGUCAGUGGCAGCAGCGUGCACUGCUGGAAAUGCCCUGCGGCGUAGUCACCAGGACUUGUGCUAAGCCGCCUGAGCGCCUGUGGGGCAGAGAGCGGUACUUGUUUUGUACAGUGUGCUCUUCCAAAAAAAAAGGACUAUUUCAAGCUCUAUUUUAACAGCAAAAUGUUAUUUUCUUAUCUAUUCGUAUUUUUUUUUUUACUUUAUGGAUUAAGAAAAUAGAACCUGAUGAUGAUCUUUAGAUGCGAGAGAAACAGAUCUGAGGAGAACAGCGAGCGCAAGCAGCAACCUUGGAAGGGCCGGGAGACACUCUAAACAGAAUCAAGUGAUGCCUACAAGAGGCAGGAUUUGACCAUGGCAGAGAUCAACACUUACUGUAGAAAUGCCACCCACAGGGUCAGCCUCUGCUCCUGGAAAUAAGGCCACGGAAUACUUGGAGGGCAUCACUCACAGCAGCACAGGACCACACUAAGGUGAGGAGUCCCCAGGCCUCUGCACUUGAAAACAACCACACACACGAUCUUGUUUCCAUCUCAGGGAGAGAUUGCUAAGUCAUCCGGGGCCCGAGGACUUAUUUAAAGGACUGCCAAGGGGCACAGUCCUGGGACCCAGACCAGAACGAAGGUAAACAGCCUCAAAUCCCAAAUGCAGAGCCGAUUGGACUGCAGUACAUUUGAGCUCCUCAUGUUCUCACCUGUGGUGGUAAAACCAUGCCCAUGUUCAGCCAGUGGUUUGCAGGAUGCCGGGGUAGAUACGGAAUUUUACUAGAUGUCAGCAAACCUCUUUUAAUAAAGUUUUGGUUUGUGGACCGUUCUCUGCCAUCCUAGCACACCUCUGAUAAUGUAUGCAUAAAGGAACAUGGCUUGUUCCAAGAAAACAUUUAAAAAAAAAAGUGUAAUUCUGAGGAUGGAGCUCAGUGGGCAGAGUACACGCCUAGCAUUCCUAAUGCCCUGAUUUCAUCACGAACACUGAAUACUGUGUGGUGGCAUAUACCUGUGAUCCCAGCAUUCAAGUGCAGACAGGAGGAGCAGAAGUUCAAGGUCAUACCAGUUACAUAGUAGUUCAAGGUCAGUCUGGGAUUCAUAAAACCCUGGCUCGGACUGCCAGUCUCCCACUUCCAAAACAACACCCACCCCCCCCAAAAAAAACCUCGGCAAUAUGCUGAAAUUGGCCCACAGCCAUAAGAUUGCAGACCCUGACCUACACAAUACAACUACCACACGUUAGCAAGAGGGCCAGCUUCGAUUCCUGUCUCGUGUAAGACCCAGAACCGUUUCCCCAAGGGGGCUUUGCCGGGUGCCCCACCCACCAGCAGUGACGUCACAUCUGAUGCAAGGAUCAAGUUCUGCCACUCGGAACAGCGGUGCCGCUCAGAAUGGACACAGACCUAUUUGAUCAUUUCCAUACCAGCAAGAAUUUGGGUAAAACCUAAUACAUACUUACCACAUGACAAGACAAACUGAGGGGAUCCUAGUUAAGACUAGAGAUCGCUUCAAAGCAAAGAGCCACUGCCAUCUGUCAGCUGCAGAGCACCGGACUCAGGUCAAAGUCCCCUAGAGAUGCAAAGGCUGCUGGGAAGCAGGGCUGGUGUGAACUGGGAUUUCUAUUUUUAUGCAACAUAGCAGAUUGCCUUCUAGUGUAGUGCUCCUACCUCAGUUUGUAGAACACAGCGUCUAUGCAGUGAGUGGUAGCCUCGCCUCUGACCCUUCACAGCCACGAGAGGGAGGCAGCCUGCCAUUGCCUGGUGUGUUUCUUAUGUCUAGAGCCCUAACAGUGGUCCUUGCCAUUUCCGACAUCUGGUCAACCUUCAGGUUGUUUUUUUUCCCCAAGGCUUAUCCCAGAAAAUAAGGACAGAAAAGGCUUCCUUCGAUUUGGCUCCCAAAUAGUUUUCAAUAGUUCAACAACAAAGCCCCGUUAUUGGUGACGAGCGCUUUUCAGUAUUUCCCCGUCAUUAAAAAGUUCUGUUUUCAGUCUGGU
Myodes glareolus (Bank vole) is the source of this 4711-nucleotide messenger RNA. RefSeq names its product FERM domain containing 5 (gene Frmd5). Gene Ontology annotation, cellular component: cytoskeleton. NCBI's taxonomy places the organism in Eukaryota, Metazoa, Chordata, Mammalia, Rodentia, Cricetidae. The record is from RefSeq and is a predicted model, not a curated record. Gene Ontology annotation, biological process: actomyosin structure organization. Gene Ontology annotation, molecular function: cytoskeletal protein binding.